This is a messenger RNA of Pleurotus ostreatus (oyster mushroom), 2568 nucleotides long. RefSeq lists its product as uncharacterized. The transcript is spliced from 3 exons. NCBI's taxonomy places the organism in Eukaryota, Fungi, Basidiomycota, Agaricomycetes, Agaricales, Pleurotaceae. The record is from RefSeq and is a predicted model, not a curated record. Bases 1 to 2568 code for a protein of 855 amino acids.
AUGGCUAACAGUGACAAUACCUCAGACAUCAGCAACGAACCUCUUGCGCAGCUCGACGAAGAGACAGCGAUCACCCAGGUUGUUAUCACCUAUCUCCAGACGUUGUCACUGAACGACGAUGGAUGCCGCGUCCGCGAAGCUGUAGAGGCACUUCUGCAUGCAUUAUCCAAUCACUGUGUUUCUGAAAGUGCGACGCGACGGUGGGCUUGCAAGACAGCAUCCCGCAUAUACGCCAGCAAGAUCUUGGCAUUAUCGAAGAAGGAGUCGGGCCUGCACUUUGGCGUGUCAUCGGCUAGAGCAGAUCAGCUGAAUGAUUUCGACCUCAACGAUCUUGCCACACAGUUUCAGGCCACCGCGCCGGACUUGUGGAGAUGCUACAAACGUCUACUAGCAGCCGAUCCUGCUACGACUCACUUGCGCGAAAGGAGACAGCAGCGCCGGAUGGACACAAAAGCAGCAGCUCGCGAAGCCGUUAGAUUGCGAUACAAUCUUCAGGAAAAUGAGGUUGACGAAGAUUUGGAUAGUGACGAUGAAGACGAUCCGCUGCUUGACGAUCGUGCAAGUAAAGCGAGAGAGUCAACGAUGAACAUUCGCAAGGUGGUUCUAACGAGUGUUAUGCUUCAGAGCACGAACCAGUUCUGCAAUGCGCUUCAAAGUGUUAUGGGGGUGUUUCUGCACUCAUGCAAUGCACCGGAAGAUAUCAUCGAGGUUCUCGCGCGAAUGGGUGUAUCGAUAUCGACGACAUCAAUCAAUGAUGCGAUCUCAAGCUUGUCCAAGGAGUCCAGUAAUGGAUUGAAGGCCCUAGGGAGAACGUUAACGGCCUCGUUUGCAUACGAUAAUGUCGAUAUAGAACUGAAGCACACCGUUCCGACUCUGGAGAAGCCCCAUGAGACGCUGGUCCAUCUCACGUCCGGCACAUUAAUUCCGCUGGAGCAUGGGGUUGUUAGAGAAGAUUUGAGCUGCUCAAAGGAGCUAUGGGAGCGGUCAGCGAUGAAUCCGGCACGAACAGUAGCAGUCGAACCUACUGUCAGCGAAGACGAGCUUCUGAAACUUCACCAGGAAGCCAAUUUUGAUUCUUCAGGGCUUCUUCGGCAAGGGCGAUUCAAUGCCUGGGUGUUUAGGCGUGACUUGGUGAAUCAUGGACCAGUGUUCUUUCGUCGCUACAUGAAGGACUUGGGCACACCAGAGGUUGUAGAUCAGAUUCCCGUCACGAAAUCAGUUCAAGUCCCUGUGCGAAUGAUGGACAUUAGUCCAUCGACACCACAGGGAAACGGCGAUGCUCUUGCAGACCUAUUCCAUCAAGCAAAUAUUGGCGAUCCCACCGAGAAAGGCUGCGACGAAGUAGCAGAUAUUAAGAACUAUGUCAUGCUUGUCCAUGGAGACUUACUCACUGGCGAACGGAUCCAAAGCUUCCAGGCGUCGCGUCGUAUCGAGAAGACCCCAUGGCGGCGGAACCAGUUCCUAAUCUACGUCAUGGGGCUGUUCCACUUGAAGAUGGCAUGUGCCGAUGCAAUAUGGCGAAUCUGCAUUUUCCCCAAGUCCGCACGAAACGAUCCAUCGAGUUUGAUUAAAUUCGUCGGCAUUCUGCGUAAGAAGGAGACGGCCAAGAUUGAAACCAAACCGGGAUUUCGACGGAUGCACGAAGUGAUUGAACACGUCGGUAUCGUGUCGCGCUUGAACUCUUGGAAAGCUGUGGUCUCAAAGCACUAUCAAUCGGUACUUACGCUCGAAGAUUUUGCAAAGAAGGAACCUACCUGGGAAGACAUCGAGGUCAUGUCAAUUGAGCUCGCGAAGCAAUAUGUUGCCGGCCCGUCAUUCCAUGAAAUCCGGGAGGAGAGCUUGCUGGAAAGAGAUAGAGUCAACGAAAACAUGAUCCUGCUGCAAGAGUACUUCUUGCUAUAUGAAGAACUCACCCUUUCAAUGAACGAAGGUGACAUUGGUCGCCUGGAGAGUGUAUUUAUGCCGUGGGUAUACAUCUUUCGAGGCUGCGGCAAGCAUAAGUAUGCCAUGCAGUUGCUCAAGUACCUACGUGACGUUCAUUUCAAAUAUCUGCCGUUCCCCGGCUUGCGGAAUGCGAUACGGAAGAACAUACUUUGCAACCCCACAGGAACCCCUGGACAUUUCCGCGGCAUUGACUGGUGGGUCGAACACAACAAUCUAUACUUGAAACGGAUCUACGGUGGGAAAUAUUCGAACCACACGAAGGCGCGAAUCAUCAAGGAGUCGCCGCUCAUCGAAACAUUCAAGAAUGUUCGAAUUCAAGUGGCGAAGAUGUUCCACUUGGAUCACCGUACCAUUAAGCACUCACCUGCGAAGUUGCAGACCACGUUCAGAGCACUGGGCGCGUACUUGGACGAGAUUAAAGCCAACGAGUUUGUUCCUGGUAGGGGGGUUAAUCAUAGCAUCGAAGAUAAAAAGAGCGAAGGUAUUUUUCUGGGAAUGACAAAGGAUUUCAAAGGGAUGCGGGGCGAAGAUAUGGAGAUGGAAGGAGAAGAAGGAGAAGAGAACGAAGCAUUGGGGGAUGAAGAAUUAGAAGUCGAGGGUGAAGACGGCGACUUGGAUGUAUAG